GCACUUUUUACUCGAUAUCACCACACGAUGGUCCAUAUGACAGGAUGGCCGAAAGGCUCUUCGGAGAAAUUCCUGCAAUCGACCCCUGUCGCCAAGACAAUCACUUUGUAUCCACUGAAGAGCUACAGUUUCGGUACCAAAGAUCCCAACUAUGAGCGUGAUCGUAGUGUCCCUGCUCGAUUCCAGCGUUUGCAAGAGGAUUUUGAUAAAUAUGGAAUGCGCCGUUCAGUUGAGGGAGUGCUUCUGGUACAUGAACACAAUUUGCCACACGUCCUGUUGCUUCAACUUGGCACCUUUUUCAAACUACCUGGUGGAGAAUUGAAUCCAGGCGAGGAAGAGCUUGAAGGACUUAAGCGCCUGCUGUCAGAAAUGCUAGGCCGAACUGACGGAGUACCUGUGGGUUGGGUGCCGGAAGACUGCAUCGGUAAUUGGUGGCGGCCGAAUUUCGAACCUCCGCGGUACCCCUACAUUCCUGCACACGUCACGAAACCAAAAGAGCACACGCGACUCUUCCUCAUGCAACUUCCCGAGAAAACCUUGUUUGCUGUCCCGUCCAACUACAAAUUGGUAGCGGCUCCUCUCUUCGAACUUUUCGACAAUGCCCGAGCUUACGGACCGAUCAUUUCUUCCUUGCCUCAAGUUCUUAGCCGCUUCAAUUUCGUCUACAAUGAUUAAUUGGAGGAACUCUUUUCUGGCCACCAUUGUUCCACAAUGUGUAUGAUAAACAUCUUCCCCCCUUGUAUGCCAUUUUCCUCUGGUUCGUUCAUCUAUCCGGUUCGUUCUAUCUGGUUCGUUCAUCUAUCUAUUCACCGAA
Molecule: messenger RNA, 814 nt
Organism: Opisthorchis viverrini
Lineage: Eukaryota; Metazoa; Platyhelminthes; Trematoda; Opisthorchiida; Opisthorchiidae
Exons: 4
Coding region: 28-675 (215 amino acids)
Cellular component (GO): mRNA cleavage factor complex
Molecular function (GO): mRNA binding
Source: RefSeq, a predicted model, not a curated record